AUGUCAGAGAGAGGUUUCCUGGAUGGAGCGGAGGUGGGAGAGCGCUGCGACCUGGUAGGGAACCUGGCAAGAAGGGGGUGUGGUCUAGAGUUCAUAGAGCAUCCAGAGGUCAUGGUGGAGGUCAAUGCUACGACCAGCAGUACUCAGGUGUCACCGGGAGAGAUCACCCUCACACUCAGACCAGGUGCUGAGGCCAGUGUGAUAGUAGCAGUACAGCAGUUAGAGAGGUAUCCUGUUGAUCUGUACUACCUGGUGGACGUAUCAGCAUCCAUGCAGGAAAACCUGGACCAGCUGAAGACGGUGGGCGUAGCCUUGUCCCACCGUAUGAGAGAACAUUCCAGUGAUUUGCGUCUGGGGUUCGGCUCCUUCGUUGACAAACCUGUCUCCCCCUACAUCAAUGUACACCCCUCUAAGAUAAAUAACCCCUGCAGGGUGAGGUGGGUUGGCGUGGGCGAUGGCCAAGCCGACCAUCCCAGUUUAGGCCUGCUGGCUGAGAAGCUUCUAGAGAACCACAUCUACUCUCUCUUUGCUGUGGAACAACUACAAUAUCAGUGGUAUGAGGAGUUGGUCAGGUUGCUACCGGGCUCCAAUCUUCUGUUCCAGGCUCCCAAACUUAUAGACGUGGUGGUGGAUGCAUACAAGAGGUUGUUGUCAGUUGUCCAGGUGUCUGUGUCAGUGGAGGACAGAGCGUUCAGCCGUUUCCUGGUCAGCGUCUCUCCUCUCUGUCCGGAAGGAUCUGUAUCCCACGACAACCGCAGCUGCUCCAACGUCCAGCCCAACCAGACGGUCUACUUCAACAUCACCAUCGGCCUGCACUCCUGUCCUGACGAUGAUGAUGAUGUAGAUGACGUGGUCCAGGUCUUCGUCAGGCCCGUGGGUUACAAUGAGUCAACCAUCAUCAAGGUUCACUCACGAUGUCGCUGUCACUGUGGACCGGACUGGCAUUGCCAUGACGAUACCACACAUCAGUCAACGUGUGGAGAGGUCACCCCAGAUACAGACCGUAAUAAUCAAGACUUGAACAAUCGGGACAUGCACACACACACACCGGACCUAGACCCAGAGCACACACCCACACGCCCUCACACACACGGACCGGAGUGGUCACGGCAGUGUCGUGCGGAGGGAUCGGGGGUGGACUGUAACGGUCGGGGAGUGUGUGUGUGUGGGAAGUGUGUGUGUGAGAGGAACAGUCUAGGAACAGUGUAUGGACAGUACUGUCAGAUGGAUGACUACUCCUGCCCCUACCAACACGGACUACUGUGUGGAGGGCGAGGUAUGUGUGUGUCUGGUGAUUGUGUAUGUGAAGAGGGCUGGACAGGAGAGAGCUGCAGGUGCCCAGUCUCUACGGCAACCUGCCUGUCCGACAACGGGUUACUAUGCAGCGGGCGUGGCAGGUGUGUGUGUGGCAGAUGCGUGUGUGACAACCAUCAAUAUUCCGGAGCAUUUUGUGAGAGAUGUCCCACCUGCCACAGCUCUUGUCAGUCACACUGGAGGUGUAUAGACUGUCACUUGUCUCACGGUCUGUCUCAGAGAGAGGCGGAGGAGUGCAACCAUACCUGCACAUCAUUAGUGGGUUACGUCAAUGAUGUCACAGGUCAGGUAUGGAGACAGUGUGUGUAUAAGAAAGACAACUGUUACUAUCGCUUCCACACUGCACUUGUCUCAGGAAAUACUCUUCUACAUUUCAACACACAACCUGAGUGUGUAUCCAGUAGGCGGUAUGUGGGGACCUUCCUCAGUGUGUGUGUGUUGACGUUCCUCCCUGGCUUGGUGAUGCUGGCUGUGCUGGUGCUGCUGCUGCACAGACGAUCUUUGCCACAGGGUGGCGCCACUGAUCAACAAUAUAACCCCACUGGCAAGGAUCUGUCACACGUCCCAAAGACCAAUGAGAAGACAGUAUCCUACAGGAGGGACCGCCCCCCGGGCCCUGACCGACCAAUGGAGAUGCAUAUCACCGUUCCCAAGAUGCCCCUGGGCGAACCCUGGCAGUAAGGGGUCAGAGGUUAGAGGUCAACGGUUGAAGUGGGCCAAUGCUGCCGGUACAAAAAAGCAGCAACUCUAAUGUUAUACCGCUUGAGAACCGGCACCUGUGAAAUACAGGUACAGUAAAAUUAGUGAGCAAGCCUACAGGAAUCUUUUCUCAGUACACUUACACUGGUUACAGGUUAGGGGAAGGAUAGUAAAUCAUGAAAACUGGACAGGGUAACACUCCAAACAAGAGCCUUGUUACUGAUACUGUAAUAUUAUGUGGCUUUAUGGACUGGCAGCCAUUGAAAGGUACUGAACAUUGAUCAUUGAUCGAUUUAUCAAUGCUAAAUAUUUAUGCUUUUAUUACAGAGAACACUACAAGUUUAUUAGUUUACUUGAUCUCUCUCUCUCUACUCAACCUGUGUGUCCUGUGUUAGCUUGCUACCUAGUGGUCAGUGGUGAAACGACAUAACAGAAUGGGAUGAAUGAAUAAUUGAAUGAAUGAAUGAAUGAAUGGUUACCUUGCACCAGCAGUAACGUGUGAAUAUGUGACACUCCACAAUCAUGACCUUUUUUUACCUACCACCAAAUCUACUUGAUGUCUUUAUUUUAUGUGCCUGGCAUAACUGGAGUUCUGAGAGGACAGGUAGCCUCCAACGGUUGUUAAUGUACAGCAUCUAGUUUUAAUAUUUGAAACAAGCAUUAAUUUUAAAUUAGCAUACUUGUGGAGAGACAGAGUAGAGAUUUGCACUAGCAUCGUUACGUAGCAUGAUAGGUCGUAGUGUUGUCAGACUACUGAGCGCUAAUUGGCUCCUGAACUAUUGGGAAGGCUGCUGAUUGGCUCCUAAACUACUGGGAAGACUCCUGAUUGGAUCCUGAACGUUCCAUAUUACACUUCUAUCUACAAGAAUUCCAGUAAACAAAACUAUGAAUAAUAUUUAAUAAUACAUUUGUUACAUGUUCACUACAUCUGAUGUCUGAUGUUUACAGCAUUCAUUAGCUGCUAAUUUAUUUAGUCCAUAACACUAAUAAUAUUAUUUAUUGUGAUUUAUUUCAAAAAAAUGUGUUUCUUGUAAUUUUUUUAAUUCUAUUUUUAAUGAAAGGUACUGACUGGCUACAGGGCUGUAAUAUUACAGGACUGUAGCUCAAUGUUAAAUGAAUCAGCAAUUAUAAAAAUGAUCUCUCUAAGUGGCAGACUUGGGUCAAAUACUUUCAAAAACUGGUACCACAUUAUUAGAACGGUACCCAUUGUCUCACGUCAGAAAGCUUGACAACCUUGUCUGCAGUGCAUAGUUCAUAGCCAGUCUGAAGACAAUGAAGGGAACCUACAGCGCAUUCAGAAAGUAUUCAGACCCCUUGACUUUUUCCACAUUUUGUUACGUUACAGCCUCAUUCUAAAAUGGA
Molecule: messenger RNA, 3375 nt
Organism: Salvelinus sp. IW2-2015
Lineage: Eukaryota; Metazoa; Chordata; Actinopteri; Salmoniformes; Salmonidae
Source: RefSeq, a predicted model, not a curated record